Torulaspora delbrueckii is the source of this 810-nucleotide messenger RNA. RefSeq names its product proteasome regulatory particle base subunit RPN10 (gene RPN10). The transcript has a single exon. Gene Ontology annotation, molecular function: polyubiquitin modification-dependent protein binding. Lineage: Eukaryota; Fungi; Ascomycota; Saccharomycetes; Saccharomycetales; Saccharomycetaceae. Gene Ontology annotation, cellular component: cytosol; proteasome regulatory particle, base subcomplex; nucleus. The coding region runs from base 1 to 810 and encodes 269 amino acids. Gene Ontology annotation, biological process: proteasome-mediated ubiquitin-dependent protein catabolic process. The record is from RefSeq and is a predicted model, not a curated record.
AUGGUUUUGGAAGCUACAGUAAUAGUCAUUGAUAAUUCUGAGUACUCGAGGAAUGGUGAUUUUCCUAGGACGCGAUUUGAAGCGCAGAUCGACGCGGUGGAGUUUAUCUUUCAGGCCAAACGUAAUGGAAAUCCGGAAAAUACUGUCGGAUUGAUCUCUUCUGCAGGCUCUAAUCCACGAGUUCUUUCUACAUUUACCUCCGAGUUUGGUAAGAUUUUGGCAGGUUUACAUGAUACAAAGAUAGAGGGUUCAAUCCAUCUUGGGACAGCGAUACAGAUUGCAGCAUUGACUUUGAAACAUCGUCAGAAUAAAGUGCAACAUCAGAGGAUUGUUGUGUUUGUAUGUAGUCCUGUGAAGGAUCAUAAGAAUGACCUUUUGAAGUUAGCAAAGAAGUUGAAGAAAAAUAGUAUAAGCGUGGAUAUUAUCAAUUUUGGUGAAGCAGAUUCUAAUGCGCAAAUCUUGGAAGAGUUUAUUGAGACGGUGAACAAUUCACAAGAGGAAAGUAGCCACUUGGUUACUGUAACGCCCGGACCUCGACUAUUAUACGAACACAUUGCAUCUUCACCAAUAAUUCUCGAGGAAGGAGCUACGGGAAUGGGUGGAUUCGAUGGAGGUGCAGGUGGUGGUGAUGGAGCUUUUAUGGAUUUUGGCGUUGAUCCAUCAAUGGACCCCGAGCUGGCGAUGGCAUUGCGUCUCUCCAUGGAAGAAGAACAACAAAGACAACAGCGUUUGAGGCAGCACCAGCAGGAGCAAGAAACGGAACAGCAUCAGGGAGAGGAACCAAAGCGCAAGACCGAAGGGUCCAGUUAG